CAAUUCGUACUUGUACGCUUCUCAUCCAUCAUAAGCCCACCAAACACCGUCAUAGCCGCAACCGCAAACAUGUCCCCCAAAUACCCUACCCUCACCCCCGACCAAAUCGCCCAAUUCCGGGAAGUCUUCGACCUCUUCGACAAGGACCACACCGGCGACAUCACCGCCGAGGAACUCGGCGUCGUCAUGCGCGAGCUGGGUCUCAACCCCUCCAAGUCCGAGCUCGAGGACCUGGUCAACGAGGCCGACAUGAACAAGGACGGGGUCAUCAACUUUGAGGAGUUCCUCAACCUCAUGUCGCAGUCCGUGAAGGAAACCGAUACCGAGAAGGAGCUGCUGGAGGCGUUCAAGGUGUUUGAUAAGGACGGGUCGGGCACCAUUUCGACUGAGGAGCUCAGGGCUGUCCUCAAAAGCCUGGGUGAGGAUAUGACGGAUGCGGAUGUGGAUGAGAUGAUUAAGUUGGCGGAUAAGAAUGGGGAUGGGCAGAUUGAUUAUACCGAAUUCGCCCAGAUCAUGAAAUAGGUGAGCUGAGGCCGUGACGGCGAUGCACCAAGCGGAUUGCAUUUUCGACUUGCCAAUGCCCGAUUAGCAGCAAGUCACGUACCAAAUUAGCGAACGAUAUCGAACACAAGAGCCGGCGCACACACUACGGGAAAACGACAGACAGCUUAGGAAUGGGUGGGUGGGA
Neurospora tetraspora is the source of this 688-nucleotide messenger RNA. RefSeq lists its product as uncharacterized. Gene Ontology annotation, molecular function: calcium ion binding. The transcript is spliced from 4 exons. The coding region runs from base 70 to 522 and encodes 150 amino acids. The record is from RefSeq and is a predicted model, not a curated record. Lineage: Eukaryota; Fungi; Ascomycota; Sordariomycetes; Sordariales; Sordariaceae. Gene Ontology annotation, cellular component: myosin II complex.